CAGAACCUUCCUUCUGAGACAAAACACUUGUAGCAAAUAAUCCUAUCUGAAGAUCGUGAAUCAUCCACUUAGCUGAAAGCUCAGUGCAGUGUAGACUAUUACGACACACGAUCCGAGUUUGUUUUCCGAGUUUCCCUUUUCCGUACUUCACCCAGUCUUGCGGUAAGUCAGCUGAUUGCCAAUCGAGUUCUACUAGAACAUUCUCCGUAUUGCAGACUCUGCAGUUAUAAACACUACUGCUUGCUACCAGCUGAGCAUCAGUUUAUCUUAGCAUCACGGCAGCGGCAACACCAGUAACAGCAGCACCUACAACAAUCUUCAAAAUGAAGCCGGAAAGCGAUGUUCAGCUACCAGUGGCAGUGCAGGACAGCGAGAAGGUCGCCUAUGAAGAAAGUCUAAGUUCAGUUGAGCGACGCAGACUAUUCUCAAGGAGAACCAGCGAGGAUCUUAUCCAGCUGCAGACGCAAGUUCGCCCCGCAACACCAAUGACGAACCUGAGCGACACAGCGCUGAGUGCAUCUGAGCGCACCCAGCAAGCUGCUGCCUCUUCAACCCGCACACGUUCCAUUCUGAAAUCCAGCCGGCAAGGCCGUUCUCCGUCACCCACGAGACGUGUAACAUUCCAUGCCAAUGUUCUCGUGUGGGCUGCUGCUGAGGAUGGAGACCUGAAGACUGUCAAGACGUUACUCAACGCUGAGAAGCACAAUCGGGCGAAGCAGCCCAAUGAGAAGCCAACACUGGACAUCAACAUGUCGAAUCAUGAGAACGUCACCCUAUUGCAUCUUCUGUGCUUCCUCCGUGAUGUGGAUGCGGUGUCUUUGGUCGUUGAGCUGGGUGUGGAUAUCAACGCUAUCGAUCGUGAAGGCUGGUCGGCCUUGCACAUUGCCAUCGCUCUCAAUCUGCCUGAACUGUCUCGACUUCUCGUUCAAAGUGGAGCUGACACAGAGUUCACACAGGACAGUGGUGCUCUGGACUUAGCACGGGUAUCCGACAGUGCCCAUGUCAAGCCUCUAGUUGAAGAUCUCAAAGCUAUCAGCGCCAUCCAGUCAGCUCUCAGCUGAACACUGUCAAUGGACUUCCAGAUCACAGAAUGAGAACUGAAUGAUCGCUGAAUAUAUAUUUCCCAUACAAUUUCACCUUACCAUCAAAGACCACCACGUUUUGAGACAUUUUUCUUGUUACAAUCAUCAUUUUAUUGCCUUGACGCUUGAGAAGUUUCUGCUCACCUAUUUUAAUAAUUGUUUGGCAAAUCUCCUGGUCACACGAACAGCCAUACUGUUUUAUCCAGCUGACAUUUUUGUAUACGUACUAGUAGUAGUACUACCGAUUCUUCAUAAAAUGUGCCAAUUCUAAGCACAUAGAAGUAGACCUUGAGAAUGCAAUGAAGCUGGAAUGCAACAAUUCCAAAAUCAAA
Messenger RNA from Sycon ciliatum, 1414 nucleotides. Its product is annotated as protein phosphatase 1 regulatory subunit 12C-like. The record is from RefSeq and is a predicted model, not a curated record. Gene Ontology annotation, molecular function: protein binding. Bases 324 to 1061 code for a protein of 245 amino acids. Lineage: Eukaryota; Metazoa; Porifera; Calcarea; Leucosolenida; Sycettidae. The transcript has a single exon.